AUGCUCUCCACACUCCCCAUCCUCGCCCUCCUCCCCCUCGGCGCCCUCGCCGGAACCAUCCACCCCCGCGGCGCCGCCAACCUCACGCCCUUCCUGGGCCUCGUGCACCGCGACGUCUCGCCUGACAACACUUGCGGGCCCGAAAACGGAGGCUACACCUGCCCCAGCGAACUAGCCUGCUGCUCUCAGUUCGGCUUCUGCGGCGCCACCGACUCGUUCUGCUUGACGACAGAGAACUGCCAGCCGGAUUACUCCAACACCACUGAGGCGUGCUAUGCCCCUGUGCCGGGCGAGACGGUGUCGCCUGAUGGGACGUGUGGGACGACUGGAGAUGGGACGCAGGGGUAUGUUUGUCCUGGGAAUGCGACGGUGACGAGCUGUUGUUCUGUUGCGUGA
Dichotomopilus funicola is the source of this 396-nucleotide messenger RNA. RefSeq names its product carbohydrate-binding module family 18 protein. The record is from RefSeq and is a predicted model, not a curated record. The transcript has a single exon. NCBI's taxonomy places the organism in Eukaryota, Fungi, Ascomycota, Sordariomycetes, Sordariales, Chaetomiaceae. Gene Ontology annotation, molecular function: chitin binding. Bases 1 to 396 code for a protein of 131 amino acids.